AUGGAAAAUUCUAAUCAAACAUUAACUGAUUUUAUUUUAUUGGGGAUGUUUCCACCAUCAAACAUUGGCCUGUUCUUCUUCAUUCUUAUUGUUCUCAUUUUCCUAACGGCUCUGUUUGGCAACCUGUCCAUGAUCCUUCUCAUCUUCCUGAACACUCAUCUCCACACACCCAAGUAUUUUUUACUUAGUCAGCUCUCCAUCAUUGACUUGAAUUACAUCUCCACCAUUGUCCCAAAAAUGGUUUCUAAUUUUCUCUUUGGAAACAAAUCUAUCUCCUUCAUUGGAUGUGGGGUUCAGAGAUUCUUUUUCUUGACUUUAGGAGGUGCAGAAGCACUGCUCUUGACAUCUAUGGCUUAUGAUCGUUAUGUGGCUAUUUGCUUUCCUCUCCACUAUCCCAUUCAUAUGAGCAAAAGAGUGUGUGUGCUGAUGAUAACAGGAUCUUGGAUAAUGGGCUCUAUCAACUCCUGUGCCCACACUGCAUAUGCCCUCCAAAUCUCCUACUGUCAAUCCAGGGCCAUCAACCAUUUUUUCUGAGAUGUCCCAGCCAUGUUGACUCUGGCCUGCAUGGAUACCUGGGUCUAUGAGUACACAGUGUUUGUGAGUACUGCCCUCUUCCUUGUGUUGCCUUUCAUUGGCACUGCAUGCUCAUAUGGCCAGGUUCUCCUUGCUGUCUACCGCAUGCACUCAGCAGAAGGGAAGAAGAAGGCCUAUUCCACCUGCACCACUCAGCUCACUGUGGUGACUUUCUAUUAUGCUCCAUUUGCUUACACUUAUCUACGUCCAAGAUCCCUCAGAUCUCCAACAGAGGACAAGGUUCUGGCUGUCUUCUACACCAUCCUGACCCCAAUGCUCAACCCCAUCAUCUACAGCCUGAGAAACAAGGAGGUGAUGGGGGCUCUAAGAAGAAUGAUUCAGAGAAUCUUUGCUGUGAAAAUGUAG
Equus caballus (horse) is the source of this 939-nucleotide messenger RNA. Lineage: Eukaryota; Metazoa; Chordata; Mammalia; Perissodactyla; Equidae. The record is from RefSeq and is a predicted model, not a curated record.